CCCAACUGGCCGGAGGCAAACCAGUUGGCUAUUUACAAGCGUGGCCGAUGAUUUGAACUCGGGACUAGCGAGAAACAAAUCCAAGUGGUUGUCAGAGCUGGACUCGAACCUGGGACCGCUGGAUUGCGAGUCCGACACGCUGACCACACGGCCACGCUGCCUCGUUUAAGGCAUGUUACGCUGGUUUUCAAAAACCGUUGGUUCAAGAAGAUGGUUGGUUCAGUUAGGCGAACACUUUAGGUCUUUCUUUUAUUUUACUUUAUUUUUUACUUUUCAGCCUUUAAUAACAUCUUUUAAGGUUUAAAAAUUUUAAGGGAAUAUUAUUGUCAUCAAAGAUGGUUGAUGAUUAUGAUGAAAUAUGAUAGACAUGUACGUACGCAGAUAGAUACAACCUAACCUGCUUUGCGAUAAAUUUAAAAUAUGGUUCCCAGGGCGUUUCUGUAUAUGCCGAACUCACAUUUUACACCCUACCAAUGAUAACUAACAAACGUGAACUGCGCAUUAGGUCCUCGAUAGACGAGAAAGUUAAUAAUCGGCAAUAUUGGCAGCUAAACUAGAUCGACAACUAUUUGUACUUGAGGGUGCUUUCCACAUGGUUCAGGCCAAAGCGACAGGUAUCUACAGUUAUUUAUGUGAGAUCAUGGCACCUUGCGUUCGCCGAGAAUUUUCAGAUUGCAUGUUUUGGCUCUGCGCGGAAACCGUUGGUAAUAAAUACUGAUGGUUUCUUGGCUUUUGACAACUGUUUCGAAGACUAGCGAAGCUAGUUAACUGUCUGUUAUCGACAGCUAAUUAAAAGUAGUUUUCCUUUCGGAAAAAAAAUAUAUUGUUGUCGAUAUCUAUUUUUAAUAGCUUGUUCUUGAUAACUUUCAUCCGUUACUGGCUUUUCAGUCAUCGUUAUACCUUGGGUUUUGUUAUCCACACCUGAAUCAUGGUAGUUUGUCGAGGGACUUGGAGAGGUAUAUCUUAUGCACUAAACGCAAAUCAUCUUGUCACUGGAAGAACGAUAAGUGGCAAUAUCAUGUACGCAGAUAUACAACAGAGAUGUACGUUAAGUUUCAAUUUUAGAAGUAACUGCUAGUAAUGAUAAUAAUAUUUAAGAAGUGUUAACAGUUACAUGUAGCUUUGAAGAUACCUCUGGUACAGUGAAAACAAUGACAACAACGAAAUGGAGUCCAAGCUAGACCACUAUCAACCGGAAGACAAACUUAUUAUUGGCCUGUUUGUUGGAAAGCUUUGAUAUCAACUUUCUUUUCUCGUAUAUCGAUGUCGUUUGAUCGGAAGUGUCAGCUAUCCUUAGUUUCCAAUUUGACAAUAUCGAUGUUAAAUUGUAAGCAGUGAAUCAACUUUAGCUGAAAACAAGGAUUUCCUUAACAGUUAUAAUUCUGAUCUCAGUUCUAAUAGUGCGCCUUGAGGUUGUUUGUAGUUCCUUUCUGGAUAAAUAGGAACGACGAAGAAGACCUUUGACGUUGUAACGCGUCGAAAUAAACCGGUUUUUCCAGUUGUACGGUAUCGAGUUUCCUUUAAGACGAUCCAAGGUUCGACACUUUCAAACCAAGGAAGUCGAUCGGUUGCUUGGAGUGAGUCAGGUUCUUACCAUAUGUUACGCGCGAGUGACUUCAACAACGUUCUUGUACUAAAUAAAGAGCAGGAGCGGAAGUUUACGUUAAGGUGUCAUUUUUAAACUGGUAAUAGAAGGAAGGGACUUUUUUCUGCGAAGGAAGGAUAUUUCUUUUUUUCCGCUAUUAUUUGUCUAAUCGGAGUUGAUACCCAUUUCACCAAAUGUUCACCUCGCUUAUAAGAAAGUUAGUACUUCUGCACAUUACUGAGAAAUCGGCCGAUUGCUUAGGCCACUGACGAGUGACCGAGAUGCCCGCUCGUAGUGCUGUGUUAUUUUUCAUCAAGAUUAAUUUAUAUUUUAAAAUCGUUUCAGUGUGAUUAAAGUACAAUUAAUAAUGCUGUUUCUCCUUGAAAUAAAUGUUAAUUAUGGCACGUUUGUUUUGUUAGAGCUACUUUCGGUUGCACCUGUUAUUUAUACACGGCUAGUCUAAUGAAUAUGACCGAUGGAAAUGAGCUUUUGGACAGCUCGUCGGGUCAAAACAACAGAUAAUUUUUUACCAAUGGAGAACGUUCAUUAGCUGGGAUGUGAAAUUGAAAUAAACUACAUGUAUUUCCAAACUAUGUUAAGUUCAUGUGGCGGUGAACAAGGUCUCUCGACUCAAUUAAUAGGAAUUAGCUAAUUACUGGUUCCGCGAAGCUGACAGAGCGUGGUUUCGUAACAGCGUCGGUGGCAGCAUACACCCACUCUUGUAAGCGUCACGGUUAAGCAGAUUUCCUUGACAAACAUUGCGACAUUAUAAUUAUGACCACCAUAGAUCUAUCUUAAAACCGAGUGCCGGGUUGGUUUCGCUUUAACGACUACCGUCGAUAAACCAGAAGUAAAUAAAUAAUCAGGGCCUAGUUAAAUAUGCAUUAUUAUUAUACGUGUUCCUGAAAUGUGUGUGAUAGCCACAUCAUCAUAGCCGUCUCACGAUAUAGAUAACUUGUUUAUAUAAAUUAUUGAUUCCAUGCCACAAGCAUUCACAUUAAGAAAAGCCAAGUGGCCUCUUCAAAGUGAUGUCACAUGUUCUGAUCUCGUGCUUAUUUGCUAUAUUUGCUGCAAGAAUCGAUUUCCACUUAUAACGGCUUUGUUAACAAUUCCAACGAAACAACGUCAGGAAGUGUAUCGAAAAUAUCUGAUGGAAUAUCAGCAAGCAUUAAAUUAAGUUAAUUGAACGUGAAAUCACAAGAUCACGAACGACAACUGAAACAAAAAGAGAAGUUACUGCAGUUUAUUAACAAAAAGUGAGCCCUGAAAUCUAAAAUAGAAAGAGGAACACGAAAUUAAAGGUUUACAAACCAGAGUCUCGAUUCAGAUAACUGAUUCCAGGACGUUUAAUCCGCAUUCUUUUGAACUGAUAAGAGGAAGCUAACUCCCAAAUAUACAAUGCAAGAGCUACAGCAAUUCUGGUGGACUUUUCACAACUUCUAAAAUGGACCUUGAGCGUAAUUCCCUAAAAAUAUAUAUUUUUUUAUCAUGCGAGUCAGGUUUAUUAUGACGAAACAUGUUGCUAUAAAAGAGACUGUUCAGUCCAAGGAGAUUCACAGAGUUCAGAACUUUAGGUGAACACAGUACAGUGAAUCGGUGCCUUAAUUCACCCUGAUAUCUUUACAUCCCAACCAUGAUGAGCUUCAAAUCAAAGGAUGUCCUCUACCCAACCGUUGUUGUCCUGCUAGUGUUCUUCACCAGUUGUGAAUAUGCUGAAAGUAAGCCCACAAUUCCCAGCAACACGGCAUCUCCACCAAACGUUGACGUCACUCAGCAGAGAAAGAUUUUAGAUCAUCCUAUAGAAGAUGCCCUUGGGUUGAUGACACGUGAUCCAGAAUAUGAGAUUGAAGCCGCUGCUGCCCAGAACCACAAGGAAGAGAGAGUCAGAAGAGAUACUACGCCAAACCCCUGUGUGACAGGACACAAACUCGUGUUGAUCGAUCACGAGAAAGUGUUCCUAACGGUGACCUGCGCGGAAGGUUGCAAAGAAAUUAAGCGGAUACUCUUCUUAAAGGAUAGAGAGGAUCCAUUGGUGCUUCCAGUGAAUUGUGCAGCGAAGAGUUAAAACUUGAAUGCUUGUAAAUAUACCAGCUGUGAAAAAUCUCGCUGAUUUUUAUUGCAAAUUUUUAAUUACGUUUUCGUUAUGAGAACAUACGUAGUUCAAUUAAGAACAAUUCUGUACAACGAUGACCGUUGGACAAUAUAGAGUAUUUAACUCUUUCUCAUGCCUCUGUGUAUAGUGUUUUGCCUGCAUCCCUUUUGCUAAUCUUUAAUUUUUCUUCACUUUUGCUACAUUGAAAUAGAAAAACCGCGUCUUGUAAAUAUACUAGCUAUGAAAAAUAUUGCUGAUGUUUGUUAUAAAUUUUUAAAUUACGUUUUCGUUAUAAGAACAUAACAUACGUAGUUCAAUGAAGAACAAUUCUGUACAACAGUGCCUGUUGGACAAUAGAGUAUGCAACUUUGUAACUCCCAAAGUAUCAUGUAACUUUUGAUCAUGCCUAUAUAUACUUAUUUUGUUAAUAAAAUUAUAAAAUAUCUGAA
Molecule: messenger RNA, 4126 nt
Organism: Orbicella faveolata
Lineage: Eukaryota; Metazoa; Cnidaria; Anthozoa; Scleractinia; Merulinidae
Source: RefSeq, a predicted model, not a curated record